CGCUCGUGAUUAGCUAGCUGGUCUGCCUGCCUCUCGCAGGAGCGGCUGGCAUUUCUCCCCCCUCUCCCCCCUCCCGCCAGCCUCGAGGUUCCUGAGCUGGCCCAGGCCGAGUCAGUGUCAGUCAGGGAGGCGGAUUGCUGAGCAGUGGGUGCGAACACUGCGUUGCAGUCUCGCCCAGGGGCCGGUGCCUGCGCUCGCGCCGCCGGGUGGGAAGGAUGAAGCUGCAGCUGGAGCAGCCACCUUAUGAUUGGCUGGGGCACUUGUGAACCCGAAGUAAAGAUGGCGGGCGGGCAGGCAGCCGCCGCACUGCCCACUUGGAAGAUGGCGGCGCGCCGCAGCCUCAGCUCUCGCGGCCGGGGGGUCCUGCAGGCGGCGGCUGGACGGCUGUUGCCGCUGCUUCUGCUGAGCUGCUGCUGCGGCGCGGGCGGCUGCGCAGCGGCGGGCGAGAACGAGGAGACUGUGAUCAUCGGGUUGCGGCUGGAGGACACGAACGACGUGUCGUUCAUGGAAGGGGGGGCGCUGCGGGUGAGCGAGCGGACCCGGGUCAAGCUGCGGGUGUACGGGCAGAACAUCAACAACGAGACAUGGUCCCGCAUUGCUUUCACAGAGCAUGAGCGGCGGCGCCACAGCCCGGGUGAGCGCGGGCUGGGGGGCCCUGCGCCGCCGGAGCCGGACAGCGGCCCCCAGCGCUGCGGCAUCCGCACAUCAGAUAUCAUCAUCUUGCCCCAUAUCAUUCUCAAUCGCCGUACAUCAGGCAUCAUUGAGAUCGAGAUCAAACCGCUGCGCAAGAUGGAGAAGAGUAAGUCCUAUUACCUGUGCACGUCGCUCUCCACGCCAGCCAUGGGCGCCGGCGGCCCGGGGUCUGCGGGUGGCGCCGUCGGGGGCAAGGGCGGCUCUGGGGUGGCCGGGCUCCCGCCGCCCCCGUGGGCCGAGACCACCUGGAUUUAUCACGACGGCGAGGACACCAAGAUGAUCGUGGGGGAGGAGAAGAAGUUCCUGCUGCCUUUCUGGCUGCAGGUGAUCUUCAUUUCGCUGCUUCUGUGCCUAUCGGGCAUGUUCAGCGGCCUCAACCUGGGACUCAUGGCCCUGGACCCGAUGGAGCUGCGCAUCGUGCAGAACUGCGGCACGGAGAAGGAGAAGAAUUACGCCAAGCGCAUCGAGCCCGUGCGCAGGCAGGGCAACUACCUGCUGUGCUCGCUGCUGCUGGGCAACGUGCUGGUCAACACCACGCUCACCAUCCUGCUCGACGACAUAGCUGGCUCAGGCCUCGUGGCGGUGGUGGUCUCCACCAUCGGCAUCGUCAUCUUCGGGGAGAUCGUGCCCCAGGCCAUCUGCUCCCGGCACGGCCUGGCUGUGGGGGCCAACACCAUCUUCCUCACCAAGUUUUUCAUGAUGAUGACCUUCCCCGCCUCUUACCCCGUAAGCAAGCUGCUGGACUGCGUCCUGGGCCAGGAGAUAGGCACCGUCUAUAACCGGGAAAAACUGCUGGAGAUGCUCCGGGUCACAGACCCCUACAACGACCUCGUAAAGGAGGAGCUGAACAUCAUCCAAGGGGCGCUGGAGCUCCGCACGAAGACCGUGGAGGACGUGAUGACUCCCCUCCGGGACUGUUUCAUGAUCACCGGCGAAGCCAUUCUGGACUUCAACACCAUGUCGGAGAUCAUGGAGAGCGGCUACACUCGGAUUCCAGUAUUUGAGGGGGAGCGCUCCAACAUCGUGGACCUCCUCUUUGUCAAAGACUUGGCCUUCGUGGAUCCAGAUGACUGUACUCCCCUGAAAACCAUCACUAAAUUUUAUAACCACCCCUUGCACUUUGUUUUCAAUGACACCAAGUUGGACGCUAUGCUGGAAGAAUUUAAGAAAGGUAAAUCUCACCUGGCUAUUGUGCAGCGAGUAAACAAUGAGGGAGAGGGGGAUCCCUUUUAUGAAGUUCUGGGAAUUGUCACAUUAGAGGAUGUGAUUGAAGAAAUCAUCAAAUCUGAGAUUCUAGAUGAAACAGAUUUAUACACUGAUAACAGAACGAAAAAGAAAGUGGCCCAUCGAGAAAGAAAGCAAGAUUUUUCUGCCUUUAAGCAGACAGACAGCGAGAUGAAGGUUAAAAUAUCACCACAGCUUCUCCUGGCCAUGCACCGUUUCCUAGCAACAGAAGUAGAAGCAUUUAGCCCAUCCCAGAUGUCAGAGAAGAUCCUUCUAAGGCUGCUAAAGCACCCCAAUGUCAUCCAGGAGCUGAAGUAUGAUGAGAAGAACAAGAAAGCCCCAGAAUACUACCUCUACCAGCGAAACAAACCCGUAGACUACUUCGUUCUCAUUUUGCAGGGGAAAGUGGAAGUAGAAGCUGGGAAAGAAGGUAUGAAGUUUGAAGCCAGUGCUUUUUCAUACUAUGGUGUAAUGGCCCUUACAGCCUCCCCAGGUGAAAACAAGUCACCUCCUCGCCCAUGCGGCUUGAAUCACUCGGACUCUCUCAGUCGCAGUGACCGGAUCGAUGCGAUAACGCCGACGUUGGGGAGCAGCAACAAUCAGCUCAGCUCUUCAUUCCUCCAAGUCUACAUCCCGGACUACUCGGUGCGAGCCCUCUCCGAUCUCCAGUUUGUUAAGAUCUCAAGACAGCAAUACCAAAAUGCCUUGAUGGCGUCCCGGAUGGACAAAACUCCUCAGUCUUCAGACAGUGAAAACACUAAAAUUGAAUUGACUCUUACGGAGCUGCACGACGGGCUGCCAGACGAGACGGCCAACCUGCUCAAUGAACAGAACUGUGUGACGCACAGCAAGGCCAACCACAGCCUGCACAGCGAGGGCGCCAUCUAGAGCACCGGCCUCGGCCUCCGCGCCUGACCGUGAAUCCCAUUAGCGUGCGCUUGUGUGCCAUGCUGCAUCCUGCACCGUCCUGAGACCAAAGACUUUGUCCCCUUCCUGGAAGCAGCAGAGGAGGCCGGGGAGGGCAGGAAUGGAAACUGGAGACGCGAAAUCGACAGCCAGGGCGUGGCAUUCGAGAUUAUGGAGAUGAAUUUCUUCCGCCCAAAUAGAAUCAUGUUUAUUUUUUCAGCUGUACCUUUUAUCAUUAUCCACUCUCCUCCUCCCUCGAUUUGCAUGAAGUUGAAAAUUGUUGCGAUUUAUUUUUUUCCGAGAGAUCAUGUUUUUAAAAAGUGUCUUUUGCAGAGUUUUAAAUUGUUCUGUCUGAACUCUGCUGUGACCCCAUGAUGUAACCAUAGAAGGAUGGACUUGUCCCUCCAGUGGCCUUCCUUGGCCCCCGCCCCAGGGAGGGGCACCCUUCCUCUGUGCCCCAGCGGGUGUCGCUGUCGAACUUCAAGGAUGAAUGACACAGACCUGCCCAGGCUGUUGGCCCUGAAGGGUGGAGCCUGCACAGGGACCUGCAGCCUCUCUGAGCUCAGUGUUGUUUUAUGUUGAUGUUUAACGGUGUCCCUUUCCCUCAGAAAGGUUUAACGUUUGCUUGGAAUGUGAUUUUGCUCCCACUCUAAGGAAUUUUUAUCACCAAAAUGAAUGUUAAUGGAUUUUAAACCUAUGGUUUAUCUUUGCAAGAGGUGAGGUGGCUUCACCCCAACAUUCCCACAGCCUGGGGCCUCCAGCUCAGCCAGGCCUCUUCCGCCCCAGCUUACAGAGCGCCGUCACCCACCGCCCCGUCCUUGCUCUUGUUAACCCACGAUGCUGCUACACAGAUGCCAAAUGGAAAUCUUCCACAGGGCCCUCGAGUAAACUCGUGGUGUGGAGUCCACGCUCCUGCCCUUCCCACUGGGAUGUAUGUCAUUGUCAGAAAAGGAGUCGGACCUUCCAGCUGUGCUCUGUGCACCCUGCUGAGAAGGCACGUCUAGGCCCAUGUGUCUAAAGGAGGGAACACUGGGGACUGCCGGCACCUGCCCCCUUCCCCUGUCCCUGGGCCCGCGGGGCCCAGCAGUGGCUGUGUCCCCGCCUGAGGACCUCUGUGUCUCCCGCCUCAGACGUGGUCCACGCCAGAGAGGCUGCCCAUACAGCCAGGGUCAGUUUGGCCCCAAACAGGGAUUCAGAAACCAAAUGUGUGUUGUGGCCAUUUCAUGUGUGUCUCUGUCUUAUUUUACUAUCAAAUUCAUCACGUGUAGUGAAAUUAAUGUCAGGAGGUAUUUCUUGAGUGACUGAAUUCCUAACUCUUCUAUCUGUGUUUUAAGUGUUAACCCAAGGGAUAUGUGCAUUUUGUCGGCAACAUUCGUACACUGAAAUGACUUCCUACUGACCACAGUUUUCACAUAGACCUGUCAGUCCUCGCUGCGUCCAGUCACUAGGUGAGAAGAUAGCAUCUUCUCCACUGGGUCUCACUGCACGAAGGGAAGCCCUGGGGCUAAGCGGCAGUUUCUUCUCCUUCCUCCAGGUAGGACUGUGCACCCCAGGCUGCGCGCUGGCUGGCGGGUGGGAGCUGCGGUUGGGAAAGAACCAGCAACACGCUGGGCUUGCCUCCCGGUGAGCAGCUCGGUGGCUCCAGUGUCAUGUGUGUACCUGGCGCAGUGUUUCCCCUGGGAUGUUGGUCCUGGAGCAUCUUCCUCAGAAGGUGCCGUGCCCCUUAGUGAGGGAAGUACUGGUCUCACCUGGUAGAAGUCACCAGGUGCCCCCUCAAGGGGCUGAGUGGCCUGCUGCGGGCACCCAAAUCAGAGCACCGUGGGAUGGUGCUCCCACCGCAGAGCUUGACGUUAGUGGGACCCUGUACUGUAUUUGCUUUUAUAAACAAGCCCAUCCAAGUGUAAAGGUCUCUCUUAAGAUGCGUCUAGCUGAGCACAGCGUCAGUAUGACAUGACACGGGAACUGGGAUUAUCUGUAGGGGGUGCAGAAAUGAGAGAGAGUUCCCUGUAACAGAGUGAAACCCGGGCCUUGCUAGGGGAGGAGGCUUCUGCCCCAGCCAGCACGCCACGCUCUGGGCCGGGACAGCAGUGCCAUCCCUGUGGUCUGGCGCAGCCGGGCUGCCAAGCCGUGGUUCCUCUGGCCUCCUGGAUCUUCUCCUGUCAGCUUCCCCUGGCCUAUCUGCUUUGAUCUGCCUCUCCACACGCAGUCCGUCUCCGGGCGCCUUGCUACUGGAAGGAGCCUCUGGAAUCACAGUUACUGUGCUGGAUCUUUUUUGGAGCCCCACUGCUGCUCUGUGAAUCCUAAAGCCCUUUUGAGAGGAUUCCAGCUGCUGGCUCCUUGACUUCAGGGAGAAAUGGUUAACGUUUCCAUACUGUCUUACCUGCUCAGUGUGUGGCUUUUUGAAAAGUCCUCUCUAUAAAGGAGCUGGCACAGGGGGGCUUUGCAGUAGGGCUCCUGGAGGACGAAAUUUGAGCCUCCCAAGUUCAUAUUUAUUUUCUAUAAACUACUCUUUACCUUUGAUUUUUCACACUGUUUUAUAACAACAGGGAGUCCCAAAUAAGUCCUGUCUGGUCCCUGAAGGAAUGAAGGCUAACAUUUGGCUACAGUUAUAUCUGCUUUGGGCAAGGCCCAAGACCCUUCAGAUGGUAACACUCAGUAUCUGAGCGACAGAUUCCUCUUUCAGGCCCCCCACUUUCCUUCUGGAAACUAACUUCAGGCUGUUGAAGGAGAAAUGCUGGCUCAUGGCUUCUGUGGGGCAGCAGGAGAAUGAUUUGGGUAAGGUCUAUGCGGUUCAUGUCUACAAAGUAAAUGAGAGCAAGGCAGAGAAAGACCAUCAAAUAGUUGAGAUCUUGAUGUGCAGCGGCCCGUCCUCGGCACUACUGGUGGGUCGUCCUCUCCUAGGGCUGCUGGCUUCGUAAGCGUGGGGAGCGGGCUGUGGAGCAGACACAGGGCCCGGGGUCCUGAAUUCUGUGGGAGCUCCGUUGUCAGGCCAGGGCCUCGCACUCCUUUUCGGUGGCCCCUGCUGCAAGCCCUGGCUCUGAGGGACCAGACAGGGCCUCCCCCUCUCCUAAGCAGCCACUCUGGCAUCCCGAAGCUUCCUCCUGGAACUGGAUUCCUAGUAUCCAAGUGUUCCUGGGACAAUCUGCUUUCUCUUCAUAAAUGAGGGAGACUUUCUUCCUACUGCUUUAGAGUUUCCCUCCCUUUAAUUCUCUGUUUCACGUGCAUCAGGCAAGUUCUAAAAUCAUAUGUUUAAACUCUUAGGAAAACAGAACCUUAAGAUUUGUGCAUGGAAACUGAGAUGUUAAUCAACUAGCUUAAUUAAGCCUUGGUUCUUACAUAAUUUGAAUGUGAAAGGGCACCCCAUGUAACUCUUUUUUCCCCUCCUUCCUCACCUCACUUCUGGAAGAGAGCUCAGUGCCCGUGCUGACAGUGUUGUCUUCCCCAAGUGGGAGGAGUAGGGCAUCUUGCCAUUUUCUAAUAUUUCAAGGAGCUUUUGUGCAAAUGUUGAAUGCAAAACUUCACACUAAUAUGGAACAUUAACUGUGAAUAUAUUUACUUGUGCUAUCCCCAGUACCACACAACUAAAGGUCCAGCUUUUCCAACUCUAGGAAAACAGUGCUAGAUACAAGUAGAACUGCAUUUCCCUUAGGAAAUGAAGCCACGGGAAUUUGGGCUUAGCAGGGACCAUGAACUUCUGUCCUCAAAUUACCUCAGGUUGAGGAGCAGACCUAAGUAGGCCCUGGCCAAUUGAACCUGUGUCCUGGCUGGUCAAAAACAAAAACAAAACCCAACCCUGUCAUCUUCUGAAAAACCAGCCAGGGAUCUGACCAUCUUUGCCUUGCCUGGGCCAGGAGAGCAGGACUCCUCCAGUGUUCCCCAGGGCCCGGCCUCACCUGGGCUGGCACGGGAAGGUGCUCACCUUGUUCCCUGGGAUUCUAAGCAGGGGGCCACCAGGGAGGGUUGGCUUGUGCAUGUCACAUGACACAAGCUCCUUGCUCGCAGGAGAGCAGGAACUGUUCCCCUCUCAGCUUUGAUCCCGGAGACGGUUUUCUUGGCGGAGCGUUGAAGACCACGAGGCUGAGCUGGCAGUUCAGGGAGCGGAGGCUUCUGAGGCUCUUGUCCUGGGUCGGGUGUGAUUCUAUUCCAGCCGCUGGACUAGUGGUGCUUCUGUCCAGCAAGGGCAUCUUGGUGGGUUGCAGGUUAGCCCAGAAUUAGGAGGGAUUUAGAGAGUUCAAUAUGGAAGUGAUCUGGGGAUUCAGAAACUUUUCCCAUGUAAAUGGAUCAGUGAGCAACCUACUCAGUGGAUUUUUAUACCUCAGGGCCAUUUGCAAAUCUUUAUCUUUCCACGUUUCUUUUGUAUUUGCGUGGGCUGAUAGGAGAGAUGAGUUCGGAGGGUUCUAGGAUGAUGUUUGUUCAUUUGCCUCGGUUUGCGGAUGUGCGGGGCACCCGCACCAACCUUGCUCAAGGCUGUGGCAGUGGGCCUUCCUCCUCCGGCACGUGCGGGCACCCUUCCUGCAGGGAGUGCUUACAUGCUGCUUUUCCUUCUGCCCUGCCUGAAGAUGCCAGAGCCCCUGGUCAGCCCUAAGAACAGGAGGAAGAUGGCAGUUCACAGCAGCUGCAGAGCUUGGAGCAGCUUUCCUCCCACUGUCUUGGGCUGGGGACCUUCUUUGCUCUUCAGACCUUUGCCAAGGUUAUCUCGGCUCAAGUAAGCUUUCUCACUGUAUAGGUUAGAGCCACUGAGGUCAUCUCAGAAGAAUUGUUUUAAGUAUCAGGCUGUACUUGAAGCAACAUGGAAACAAAGGUUCUAAAUGGCAAGAGAGUAAAGUUCUAGGAGUUUGUGUGCCGAGGUUUAUGUGUGCACAGAUCCAACACAUACUAUAAGACUUCAGUGAGUACUCAUUUUCAAGUCUCCAUACCCACUGGGUAUUAAACAUAAACGAAUUGGAAGAAUGACUGGGAGUAUUGUUUUGCCUCACUUGGCAGGGUAUCUUCCAGCAUUUGCCCACAUCUGACCAACAUGGAUUCACUCGAGAAGUGAUUUCUUUUGGGGCCAGCUUCCUCUUCAGACUCACCCUGGAGAGAACUAUCAAAUGGACCUGGUGGGCCUUGAGUGCCUGCCCUUUUUGUUGGAGGCCCAGGCCCCUUGGAUAUAAACAGCUGGUUUCAGGCUCCCAGAGCAGAAGGGAGAGGGAGAAAAGUAAGGCCUCAGGACUCCUGUUCCCCAGAGAGCCCCAGCCUUGCUCCUGAUUCAUUACUCCCCGUGUCUAAAGUCUACUGUGAAGGUGGAGUGUGUCAGUCCGUUGACUUUUCUUGUUUCUGGAGUCCUUUUAAGUCCACAAAUGUAUAUGCUUUAUUUUAUAUUAUUAUUUAUUAUGUACAUAUGCCUCUACUGUUAGUACAUCGUCUGUGACUAAGAUGAGAUCUGUUCUGGAGCCCCUCAUCCAUGGAGCCUAGGGUUCUGUUGUCUUUUAAAGUGGGUGAGAAGGAGCGGUUUUGCUUUUGUCUUGAACAGGUUGCUGCUCUUACGUUGGUCCUAGUGUCCCGGCCCCUGUUAUUGGGCCCACCUCUAUUCCUGAUGGCAGGUGUUUGAGAUGAGGAUGGAGGCAGGUCUUUACUUCAUGGCAGGGCCUCUCAAGUACCUCCGUGAAAUACUUUAGAGGUGGUUUCCUGGUGACUGGGUCUAUUCUCUGGGUAAUGGUACAGCGUGGCUGUGAGGCCACAGCCUCCUUCCUCACUCCCACACUCCCAAGCCAGGUUGGUGGCCUGGUCCCACAACAGUGAUGGUCUCUAAUUCCCACCUUGGAUUGCAGAAUCCAUCUCUCUGGACCAUGGAAGCUGCCUGCCCACCUGGGCUUCUAAUAUGCCUUUUCUUGGUUUUGAGGCCCAAUGCCAACACUGCCUUGGCGCCUCAAAUAAGACCCUGCUUUGAGUCUGAUUUCCAUCCUCCUUAGCCUUUACUCACUGUAUCAUAGUGUACAUUUCAUGCUUUGUAGCAGUGAAGUUUUUGAACACAGUAUCCAGAGCUGUGUAUAUAAACCUAAAUAAGCACAAAUGACAUGUAUAGGUUUCGUGAGCUGAUUGUCAUAAUGAAUGCAUUUUAUAAUUCAAAUGAUGUUGUAGAUUUACAAUCUCUCCUAUUUAUUUUGUAUCAAUUUAUUUGUAAAUUUUGUGAUUGUUUUAAAAGGUUUUUGUUCAUUUCUAUUAUUCUGUUUAGAUAAAUGAUUUCUGUUCACCCUUCUAGCGAAUGUGUGUUCCCUCUUUCCCCUGUCACCUGUGCAACACUGACCUCGGUCCCCUGCCUGGUGGGAAAGCUGGGAUUGGUGGUCGUCAUGGCAACACAGCAGAGCGUUCCCUUUGGACGUACACCACCAAGUCGUAUGUUAAAAGGGAAGCGGGUGCUAGAACUGAGCCUGCGACUUCCAGCCUGGUACAGCCAGUGCCAGGGGUGUGUUCUCUUUUUCGAGGAUUGUAAUCUGUCCCCCAUCAGUUCAUUUUAGAUAAAGAUACUGGGGCUAUCCACUCAAACUGCCCCAGACAUUUGCCACUCAGUCACUAAUAACACACACUUCAGCUGGCAAAUCUCUAAGCUGUUUUUUCCUAGGCAAGACCAGAGGCCUCACUCAAGCCUCUCAAUUGGCUCUUAAAGAUGAAAAUGGCUCUGCAGAUCCUUCUCUGCGAUGGGAAGCCUAGGAGAAUGGUUGCAGCAGGCACAGAUGGUCCACCCUCAAGUUAAAAACACUGGGCAUUGAGUGUGGUGAGUCAUGGUCAGAUGCUCUUCAGGAUUCAGUGGGCCUCCUGCGUUCCCUAAUAAGCCACAUCCUCUUCCAUUGUCCCUUCUAUUCCUUCUACCCUCCUCACUCAUGUGACCAGACUCUGAAGAUCUUCCGGUCGAGGUUCAUGGCCCCUCUGUGAUCUAUUCCUAGACCACAUUCUUUUGGAGUCCUUCUUCCCUCCACUCUUAGUCUCUGUUUUACAUUCUUCUGAGAAUUGAGCCUCUUGAUGACUGGUCCCUUGUUUUUCCUACCAUAUUGUUUUAACCAUGAUGUUCUCGGUCUGUUUUACUUACACUAGUCCUGUGGAUGGAGACAUUUCAGUGAAGAACUGCUGACAAGACGGGCCGAGACACUUCCUGACCUAACCAGUGCUCCCACCUCCCCAAUCAUCACCCCCAAUUUCUCGAAAGUGGAACAAGGUAGAUUACAUUCCAGUGAAGUAUUAUCUUCUUGGGAGCCUGUUAGAAGCAGAGCAGAAAGCAGCAAGCAGUGCCGGGAAAGGAAUUCUCUCUCUAGCAUGUCUCCUCCCAGUUGGCUGCUGUGCUUAUUAGUUUUUCCUGCUUUACUCACUUUGUCUAGAUGAGUCCUGAGCUCAAAUCAGGAAACUCUCCAAGGGAAAUAAAGGUGGUUUUUCCUAUUGUGAAGAUGGGAUUUGCCUAAGCCUUCCCUCUGCAUCCAUGGGGUUGCCCACAUGUCAGUUCACUUCUCAGCUGUAUCAUGAUAAAGGCUCUGGGGUUUCUAUUGCGUCUAACAGAUUAUGCUCCCCAGCACCUCUUCUCGACUCAGCACUUCUGAGGACACAGAUAAUGAUCAGAUGGUCUUGUAGAGAAAAUGACUGGUACAAACUGAACGACCUUUUUGUAGCCUGGAGCUGAUUUCUGAAAGCACACUUUUUGAAGGUAAUUCAGUUUAAUAGAGAGAUGAUUUCUUAUUAAAGCCAAAAGGCUGAAUUACAUGAGAUGGCUAAUAAACGUUUGGCUUCUUUGUAUGAUUGUUUGAUCUUUUUCCCUGAGGUCCUCAUAUCUCUGCUCUUUCAAAAAGCCCCAGAACAAAGCAAUGGUUAUAGUGCCUCUCUGUGACAUUCUGGUGGCAUGCCAUCUCCCCUGGUAGAUGAUUGUGAGGUCUAAGGACGCAAGGGGGAAUCGGUUACAGGAAUUCUUUGUCAGAGUGCUUUUCCUGCUAGGGUAGGAGUGAUUGUGAAGCACUCAAACAGUAGGCCAACACAUGGCAGGAAUUUUAGAUGAAGCCAGCUUCCUUGCCACAAUUCUGCUACAUCAUUGACUUGAGGGCAGUGGGUCCAAAAAUGAAGUUACUUGCUUCAAAAUAUGUGUACCGACAAGUUAAAGAUUACCUUUGGUACAAACCCUCUCUCAAAGACUGGACAUUUAAUAAACAUUUUUCAGUGGUGGGAAGGUUUGCGUGACAAGUCCUCUUGCCAAGUAUCUCAGGAACUUGUGAGACUUGGAAGGACUAUUGCUGUCUUUCAUGUGAAGACUGUGCGUGCACUCAGCUGCUUGGGCUCCAGUGUGUAUGAUGAGGUUUAUCUUGGCCUAGACUCUCCAGGCCUCAUCUAUAGCCCUGGCCAGACAUGGCUUUGGGAAGAGCACAAUGGGAGAGGCAGCGCAUUUGGGUGAAUAUUUGUACCUAAUUUGAUUCAUGAACCAAUCUGUCUAACCCAUUUCUUUUCUAGUAAUAAAAUGGAGCAAAGGUAUCUUAUAGGAAGGAACAUAAAGGGACCAGACCAAAAACUUCUGUCAUUUUAAAUUAGAAAAUAGCUUACUUACACUUGCAGUAAGAGUCGACAAGCUUGAGAUGAGGUGUUGCGUGUUCAAUCGGGAGUACUUUUUUCUGUUAAAGCUCUUUAGAGAGACUUAAACUAUUGUUUAUAUUUUAUUGCAUACCUUUGUGGGAACAAGUCAGAUAGUUGUGGACUUGGGAUGAAGACAUCGUGUCUGAGGCCAGGGGAGAAAUGGUUGAGAUUGUCGGGUUAAACAGAAAAGCUGCCUUGUUCAUUCUGUAAACCAAUGCAUUCUCUCCGUAGAUGACUUGCUUUCUGCUAUUCCUACGUGCUCAGCUGUGAGAACAGCGUGCAGUGCCCCAUCUCCGUUCGUGGAGGUGUGAGAUGGGACGACGUGGAUUCCUGGAAGUCACCGGCUCUGCGUCCCGGCUGCUGUGCACGUGCACGUCCUCCCUGCUCUCUGGUGGCUGUGCACCGGUCCUUUUUUUCAAGGCUGUUCAGGUAGCUCCAUGGUCUAGAUUUCAUUCUCAGGGCCUCCCAAAGCUGUGUAUCAUUUGAAAUUGUUCCAUUUGAGGAAAAACUUUAAGAAUAGCUCUAUGCUCUAGUCACCAAGAAAGAAUGUCAUGAGAAACCUAAGUAUUGAGACGUAAACUGCUGAACUGAGGAUCUGGGAUUAAGUGUAUGGCAAUAGCUAGAUCAUAGUUACCAUUUUUCCCACCAUCAAAGAAAGGUUAAAUAGUUUCCAUAACAUGGAAUGUGGACAAGGCUCCUACUCUUAAUGCAGACUUAGAUAUGCAGUUGUUUGUCUCAGGCUAUUUGUGGUGAAUAAGCAGAGUAUUUUUAAAUGCUCUGGCAGCCUUGGAAAAACUGCAGGGCUUUAAAGUUGCUGACAAAAUAUUUCUUAAAUAAAUAAAUCUGAUUUAGGAAUAUCUAAACAUGGACAAAGUACUUUUAAAUCUGACAUGUCACUGCAAGUGGCUUUUUAAAGUGGUUGCUUAAAAACAAUACUAACAUGUCUAAAGGAUUUGCAGCUCUCAGUUUUUCUGUUAAGACCCACUUUUCCUAAAAGCAUCUUAGAAGGGGUAUGUUGAAGGGCUUGUUUUCUUAUUUUAGGUCUCAGCAGAGCUUACGGUAGGAAAUUUAAGGCUUUCAGUAACUUUUCUAAAAUACACCAUCUGAGCUUUACCUGACCAUCUCUGUAGAGAGGAAUGCACAGGACAAGGCCUCUUGCAGACGCUGGGCUGUGGUCUGCUGUGCCUCUGACCGCUGCUGGAUAUACUAGGGUGCCAGGGGGCCUCACAAAGUCUGAAACUAAGCGGUGUUUUCCAAAUACCCAGGAAGGAAGUUCUGAAAAGAGUUGGGAGAGCUUCCUCUCAGUCUAAACACCUUAGGGUUUUUUUUUUACACGGAAAAUUAUAACUUUAUGUUUCGCUUCCUUAAUUAUUAGCAACAGAGAGAAACUCAUAUUCAUGUUUUAACAAGUCCAGUUACAGCUGCUCUGAGUCCCUGCCCAAGGACCACUUACUUCCCAGCACUCUUCUAACAGGAGUAAUAUGCAGAGAAGCAAAGGCUCUGCUCUGCGCCUUAGACUCCUAUGGAAUCUUAGCUCUUUAAAGUAUAUUUUGGCGGUCCUAAAGAAAGCUGUAACCAGUAGUGGAAUUCUUAUUCCAGGUGUGUGCUUUUCAUUUCUCAGUCUUUGGACCCACUACCAGAGACUCGUCUAGUUGAAAAGAAACUCUUAGAUAAGAUCUUAUGUGAAUAAAACAAAACAAAAGGGGUGGUAAAUUAAAGCAACGUGAUCAUGUUGGGCCUUGCUCUAACAGGGGAGAUAUUUAAAGGUACUAUUAAAUUAGCCAUGUAGUUGUAAUAAGUCACUCAGAUAUUAUUUGGCUCUGGGAACACUGAAGACAGUGUCAAACUGGGCAGCAUCUCCAUCUUGAAUGAGAAUAAUUAAUAGCUGGGGUGAUCACAAACAUAUUUGCUAAAAUUUAAAACAGGAGCAAUAUCUAAUUGCUAUAACAAUUUCUUUUUUUUUCUUUUCUAUUUAUAUACUUUGCCCAUUUUAUUUAUUUAUUCAUUUUGGCUGCGUUGGGUCUUUGUUGCUGCACGCGGGCUUUC
This is a messenger RNA of Delphinapterus leucas (beluga whale), 13452 nucleotides long. RefSeq names its product cyclin and CBS domain divalent metal cation transport mediator 2 (gene CNNM2). The record is from RefSeq and is a predicted model, not a curated record. Gene Ontology annotation, cellular component: plasma membrane. NCBI's taxonomy places the organism in Eukaryota, Metazoa, Chordata, Mammalia, Artiodactyla, Monodontidae. Gene Ontology annotation, molecular function: magnesium ion transmembrane transporter activity. Gene Ontology annotation, biological process: magnesium ion homeostasis; transport.